Messenger RNA from Sorghum bicolor (sorghum), 2317 nucleotides. RefSeq names its product protein ACCELERATED CELL DEATH 6. Gene Ontology annotation, cellular component: plasma membrane. Bases 31 to 2025 code for a protein of 664 amino acids. The record is from RefSeq and is a predicted model, not a curated record. The transcript has 3 exons. Gene Ontology annotation, molecular function: protein phosphatase 1 binding; protein phosphatase regulator activity. NCBI's taxonomy places the organism in Eukaryota, Viridiplantae, Streptophyta, Magnoliopsida, Poales, Poaceae.
AAGCUGCCAACCGUUUCACCAGCCGGCCGGAUGGAUCCUCAGCAGCAGUCCAUCAUCCAGCUCGCCGCCGGUGCUUCGCCUGCAAAUCCGGCGCUAUGGCCGAUGCAGUUGCCGCAGUGUGGGCAUGAGCGCUUGGUCGGCAACAACAUGCGCCCUUCCCUCUAUCUCGCCGUGUUCAAGGGGAGUAUGGCCGAGGUCGAGAAGCUGCUUCCGCAACAACACGCCGCAGCGCUAGACUGUGAAGCCACUGGCAUUGUUAUGCACGGACAGUGCGACAUACUUGAGUUGACCGCCGAGAGGAGCACCGCUCUACACGUGGCUGCGGAGCAAGGGCACGACGAGCUGAUCCGGGAGCUCUACCACAGGUUCAGGGACCAGGGCCUCCUCUCUCGCCGGAACUCGGCGCUGGACUCGCCGCUGCAUUGCGCGGCGAGGGCUGGGCACGACAGGGCAGUCAAUGUCCUCGUCGAGGUGGCCAGGGACUGUGGCGAGAACAUUUUGGGAUGCAAGAACGAGGCAGGCGACACGGCCCUCCACCUGGCGGCGAGGCAUGGGCACGGCGCUACCGUGGAGGUCCUCGUCUCGGCGGCGGCAGGACCGGCGGCCGAGCUGAACAACGCCGGCGUGUCGCCGCUGUACUUGGCUGUAAUCAGUGGGUCGCUGCGAGCAGUCAGAACGAUUAUUACCAAGUGCAAGGACGACGCGUCAUCUGCCGGGCCGAACUCGCAGAAUGCUCUGCACGCUGCCGUCUUCCAGAGCUCAGAAAUGGUUGACGUGCUACUCGGCUGGAGGCCAGCUCUGGCCGACCAAGUCGACAGCAGCGGCAGCAGCCCGCUCCAUUUCGCGUCGUCGGACGGCGAUCUCAGCAUCGUGCGUGCAAUCCUGCGCGCCGGGCCGCCGGGAACGGUGUACAAGAAGGACUCGAGCGGCCUGUCCGCUCUCCACGUCGCGGCGCGAAUGGGGCACCACCGCGUGAUCAAGGAAAUUCUCGGGAGCUGCCCGGAGGCCGCCGACCUCCGCGACGGCGACGGAGGGACCUUCAUCCACGCCGCGGCCCGGGAGAAGCGCUCCUCGGUGGUUUCGCUCGCCACCAAGGAUCCCAUGCUGCGGGGCCUCCUGGACGCGCAGGAUAGUGACGGGAACACGCCUCUUCACCUCGCGGUGGCGGCGGGAUCAACCGGCAUCGUGGAGGACCUGCUACACGAGGGCAAGGUGCGCGCCAAUGUUCUGAACAACGACGGUGACACGGCGUUCGAUCUCGCCGCCGGAUCAACCACGAGUUUCUUCAACAUGGUAAGCCUGGUGGUGGCGCUAGUCGCUUACGGGGCACAGCUCCGGCCGCAGAGGCAGGACCAGCUGAAGCAGUGGGGUGGCCGCGACAAGGUGCGUAAGGGGAUACAGAACACGUCGGACAGCCUCGCGGUGGUGGCCGGCCUCAUCGUCGCCGCCGCGUUCGCCGCCGGGUUCAACUUGCCCGGUGGGUACGGCGACAACGGCAAGGCGAACCUCAGGGGCGAUCUUGUCUUCAAGAGCUUCCUGGUCUUGAACACCGGGGCCGUGACAACGUCCGUCGUGGCGGUGAUCCUGCUCGUCUACGGGAAGGCGGCGUCGCACUCGGCCGGCUCGUGGAAGAGCUUCGCGGCGGCGCUGCAGCUCUUGUGGAUGUCGCUCGUGUUCAUGAUGCUGGCCUUCCAGGCGGCUCUGCUCUCCGUGGCGACCACAAAGUCACUCACUUACGGGUUCCAAGUUGUAUACACGUGCAUCCUUGUCUUGCAAGUAUGGAUCGUGAAGUGGUUGGGUGUGACUCUGACGAGGUUGCACACGAUUUGGAGGUUUCACUCACAAGGAAGAAAGCAUUUCGACGUCAAACGACAGUAUCCAUUCGUCAAAGCUACCGUACUCAAUUUACAGCUAUUUAUAGCUACAAGUUUCCUAAUUUCUAUAGGUUUUCAAGCCAUCUUUGGAUUAAACCGGAGAUCCAUGGACACCUCGAUUGCCCCAUCACCAUCUCCUCUUUGUUUUUAGAGAGAAAUUAAAGUGCAUGCCAUCUGGGGAGUUCAGUACUCAUGCACGUUGGCCUUGUGGCUCAUCAAAUUAAUGAACUUGAUGUGUAUUCUUAUUUGAUCCGAACAAAAGCAAACAUAGAUGAAGAGAUACUAAAGAUCAGGGGGUACAAGAUGCUGGACCUUUUUAGACAACGUAUGGCUUUAUAACGUUAGCGAGACACAUAAAAUCAUGUCUAUAGCUUUGUUUAGUUUGUAAAUUGUUCAUGCUCCAAUGACGAGACAUGAAAUCUACAUAUUGAAUGCAUACUGUU